AGAAUAAAAGAAAAUGGCUUUUGAGGCUCUUUUAAAUGAAUUGGAUAGGGUAGGGGAGGAGGAAGGACAAGGACCUGGAAUAUACAGAUGCCGGGACAAUAUUGGCAACUUUAAAAUCAGAGUUAAAGUGAAAAAACUUCGUCAAGGUUCGGAGAGGGAUGAAUCUAUUCGGAGUAAAGAAUCCUCCGCUGUCGGAGAACCUCCGCAGGAGGAGGAGGAGGAAGAGGAAGAGAUAGAACUAAAUUGGCAGCAGAAGGUAUUCAGUAGAUCAGAGUUCAGACAGUACGCUAACACUGAGAAUCCUGAUGUAGAGAUUUCUACCCCUGUUCAGAGGAAAUUAAUCUGCCAGGCCAAAAUAAUGUUCAGUGACGGAUAUAUUCCAAAAAACAGAAUAUAUACAGAGGUGGAGGGGGAGAAAAAUAGGGAGGAAGAUUUUACUCCUUGUACCACCGAUACCAGGGAGGAACCUAGCUCACUUCUACUCCUGGUACAGGACGGAGUCAGACGGCGGGUUGGGUUUAGUGGAUCCUCAGCUCCCCCAACUAGGAAUAUUGUAGUGGAGGAGCCAACUAUAGAAUCUCAACUACGGAAUCAUAUUGUAGUCAGACAAACACAAACAAUGUACAUAAAGCUGGAUAUAGGAACGCCGGAGGAGAUUAUAAUUUGUACAGUUUUAUACUCUUCCCAAGGAGAGCUGACCGUAUCCCCAGAUUUCACCUGGAACAGUCGACCCUACUCACUAGAGCUGGAGGGGUCAACUUGGCAACUAUGGAUCCAACAUGCAUCAAAGACAAUGAGCUAUGAGGAAAGCCUAAAGGAAAAAAUGAUGCUGAAUGAAGUUUACGCCAGACAAGCUCAGAUACAACAAGCUCAGGUUGGAGAUGAUUUUGAGAUGCCCCCUGCUGGAGUGCUUCGUCUCCAUCUUGCAGCAGAGAUCUCAACGGCAGAGUACUUUGAGUACAACAACCUCAGAAUUAAUUAUAUAAUCACACUACCCCCAGGUUGGAGUACAGCUGAGGAGAAUGAUCUGUACGGUGUGACCCAACUGUGCCGAACAACUUGUGGUGACCAGGGGCAGGAUAUAGCAUACUUCUCCUUUCCUAUUCAGGCUGAUUUGUUCUUUAACCUGAAUCAGCUUGAAUUGAUCGGAGCUGAUAUACCUAGCUGGCCCCAACUCCUGAUAGAGGUAGUUUCAGAAGACUACUGGGAGAGAAGUAGGAUAGAAGGAUACGGUCAUCUUGGUUUUCCCAUGCUACCUGGAUAUCAUGCUAGGUCUAUACAGACCUGGAUACCAAUAUCAGGGGACCCUGCCUGGGACAUGCGUAGAUAUUUUAUCGGUGGGACACAGGAGCUUAUGGACAUUCAAGAAUGCGGGAAUCCUACCUCAGGUUCUGUAAAGAGUAGACUAGGUCUCGGAACUAGAUCAAGUGGAACUGUGACGGUCAACUUCAACAUUAUUCAUCAAGCAAAAGCUUUCAUGCUCAGGAACCAUGGGGAUUUGAGAAAAUCUACGAAAACAUUGAUGCUGGACAGAUUAAGCUCUGCCACCCUGUUCUCCAGAGUUAACACUGUUCUAGAAGCUUUCCGUAGAGCCAGAGAUAAACUUGAAAAAGCAACAGAACAGCUGGAGUGAUCUGAAGUAGAAGAUUAUUUGAAACUUUAUAUAUUUAAAAAGAAUAAAAAAGAAAAGAUUGUUUUUAGAAUAAAUCAUGGAGUUAUUAGA
Molecule: messenger RNA, 1723 nt
Organism: Eurytemora carolleeae
Lineage: Eukaryota; Metazoa; Arthropoda; Copepoda; Calanoida; Temoridae
Gene: Mks1
Product: Meckel syndrome type 1 protein
Exons: 17
Coding region: 14-1633 (539 amino acids)
Biological process (GO): cilium assembly
Cellular component (GO): MKS complex
Source: RefSeq, a predicted model, not a curated record